This is a messenger RNA of Eucalyptus grandis, 2490 nucleotides long. RefSeq names its product TMV resistance protein N-like. The transcript is spliced from 5 exons. The coding region runs from base 1 to 1983 and encodes 660 amino acids. The record is from RefSeq and is a predicted model, not a curated record. Gene Ontology annotation, biological process: signal transduction; defense response. Gene Ontology annotation, molecular function: ADP binding. NCBI's taxonomy places the organism in Eukaryota, Viridiplantae, Streptophyta, Magnoliopsida, Myrtales, Myrtaceae.
AUGUUCGACUUCAUGCACUCCACUUCAUUGUUCUUUGAUAGGCGGGAAACAGAGUUGAUCAAGAUGGCAGUUGAGCAGGUUUGUGCCACAUUAGAGGAAGCCCAUCAUCUCACCGUUUCCAUUGACACGAAGGUGAGAGCGAGACUCGAAGAGGAUUAUCGCCGUGAGUUCACACACCUCGCGAAAGAGAAUUGUGGUGCGGAGGAGAGAGAAAAGCUAACUCGUGAUUUUUACGACAGUCUGAAGGGGACGCCAGUGCCGAGGAGCAUGCAGAGCGAUGAGAAAAUGAUCAAUGUGCCAUCGGCGUCAGGAGCGUAUUCUGACCCAUCUGCUUCAUCCACCUCUGUGAAUGGAAACAAUCACUAUGUAUUCUUAAGCUUUAGAGGCCCCGAUACUCGCAAUGGCUUUGUCGAUCACCUCUACCAUAGACUCAACGAUGUGGGCUUGCUGUUCCAUCCAAACUUUGUGUUCAGAGAUGAUAAGGACCUCCCCUUCGGCGAGAAAAUUGGUGAAAGUCUCAUCAGUGCAAUCAAGCACUCUAAGGUUUCAAUCCCAGUCAUCUCAGAAAAUUAUGCUGCCAGCGAAUGGUGCCUCCGUGAGCUCAUUGAGAUAAUGGAGUGCAAGAAAACCAGUGGACAAAUAGUAUUGCCUGUGUUUUACAAUGUGAAACCCCAUGAGGUGCGAGAACUACAGGGGGCCUUUGGAGAGGCCUUCAAAUUUGGUAUGCAUCGUUUUAAGGAGGAGGAUGUCAAGCAGAAAGCGCCGGUAGCUCUCAGAGAAUUAGUCGAUUUUAGAGCAUUCGAAUCAGAGAAAACUACUAAUGGGCGUGAGGGGGAAUUGGUAAAUGAACUCGUAGAAAUAAUAAUGCGCAAGCAGCAACAUGAUUUUCAACCACAUCUUCCCGUGAACUUGGUUGGAAUUGAGGAUCGUGUGGCUGAGGUUAUGGAAUUGGUGGAUCUUGCUUGCCCAGACACUCGAAUUAUUGGGAUUUGGGGGAUGGGCGGCAUUGGUAAGACAACUCUGGCUACGAUCAUUUAUAAAAAGCUUUUUGACAAUUUUCAGUACCGCUGCUCUCUCAAGGAUAUUAGAGAAACAACUAAAAGCAAGGGUAUAGAGCAUGUCCAAUCUCUAUUGAUCUCAGAUAUAUCAAAAGGUCCUAAAAGUACUGUGCGUGAUCCCGAGAUAGGGAUUAAUAAGAUCCGAUUAAGUUGUCACAAAAAGAAGGUACUUAUUCUUCUUGACGAUGUGGAUCGUCGAGACCACCUUGAUAAUUUGAUUGGAGGUUCUAAUUUUGAGUCGGGAAGUAGGAUCAUUAUUACAUGUCGAGAUAUGGCCCUUUUGGACUUUGAAUAUAAACAGUAUGAACUCAAAGAAAUGGAUUACGAAGAAUCUAUGCUUUUGUUUAGCAGAUAUGCAUUUGAAGCGGAACAACCUCCCACAGAACUCGAGGCUCUUUCUCAUGAUAUUGUUAACACCACAGGAGGGCUUCCCUUAGCCCUCACGGUUAUAGGUUCACUUCUCAAAAGAAGAGACAAAAGCAUAUGGAAAGAGAUGUUGGAGAAAUUGAGGAAGAUGCCUCAUAAGGAAGUACAAGAAAAGUUGAAGCUAAGUUACAAUACACUAGAAGAUAAUGAGAAACAAUUGUUUCUAGACAUAGCAUGUAUUUUCAUUGGAACUUACAAAAGAAUUGCCACCUACCUGUGGGAGGAUGUCCAAUUGUACCCAAAUUCUGCAUUGGCAAGAAUGAUUGAACUUUCAUUAAUAAAAAUUGAUGAUGAGAAUCGGUUGAGAAUGCAUGAUCAACUAAGAGAUCUAGGCAAAACUAUCGCCCGUCCAAAAGAAACGAGGCCUUGGCAUUGGAGCAGACCAUGGGAUGAGGAAGUUAUAAAAGUUCUACGACACAAGGAGGAAAAUGAAAAUAUUGAGGCACUGCGUCUGGAUGAAAGGGGCUCUAGAGAGUUCAUGGAGCAAAAAGCUUCAUAAAAUGCCUAACUUGAAGGUCCUUCAUGUGAAAGAUGUGAAUUUUGGUGGAGAUUUCAAGGAUCACUUGCUGAAUUACGAUGGCUAAAAUGGAAGAGAUGUCCUGCCUCUUUCGAGGCGACCAAUGUUCAUUUGGAGAGAUUAGUCAUACUUGAUUUAUCAUGUGGUGAUAUUAGUGAAAAUUGGAGAGGAUGGAGUUCUAUCAAGAUGGAGAGGUUGAAAGUUCUCAAUCUUUCGUGGUGCGCCAGAUUAAAGAUCACCCCUAAUCUCUCUCCUUUUAAAAAUUUAGAGAUGCUAGUCCUGGAAAGUUGUGUUCAUUUGGAGGAAAUCGACCCUUCCAUUGGAGAUGUCAAGCACCUCGUUUCCUUGAACUUGAGGCACUGUACAGGUCUUAAGAAGUUACCCGAACAAUUGGGCGAACUAGAAAAUUUGGAGGAACUUGUCAUAGACAAUACUCAUAUAAGACAAAUCCAUCCAUGUAUAGGAUCUUUGAAGCAGCUGAAAAGGCUU